AUGUCUCCUAUACACUCUCUCCUCUUUGCCGUUGCUGCUUCUACCGUAUCUACUCUUGCGAUCCCCAUCCUUCAACCCACAGAUGUCCUCCGAUUGAGUCCCGAUGGCUCUUUCCAGCUCAGCAUAUUCAGUGACUUGCAUUUUGGCGAAGCUGAAGAUACGCUCUGGGGUCCGCUGCAAGAUGUCAAGAGUGCUAGGGUCAUGAACUCUGUGCUUGAUGCAGAGAAUAGCACCGGCUUGAUUGUCUUGAACGGCGAUCUUAUCACUGGCGAAAACACUUUUCUUCACAACUCUACUAAAUACCUCGACGCUGUGGUCGCCCCAUUGGUGCAUCGCGGUAUGAGCUGGGCCAGCACUUAUGGCAAUCACGAUAGCGACUUCAACAUCUCACGUCAAGGCAUCUUCGAGCAAGAGUCAAAAUACUCGCUUAGUCGUACAAAGAACAUGGUCUCCUCCUCCGAUGCCGGCGUCUCGAAUUAUUAUCUGCCUGUCUACGGCAACGACUCAGCCGUACCUGGAUUCCUGCUCUGGUUUUUCGACUCACGAGGUGGCAACUACUUCCAACAGUCAUCUUCCAGCAGCAAAUCUGUCCCUCAACCCAAUUGGGUAGCUCAAAGCGUCGUUGACUGGUUUACUGAAACUAGAUCUGCUUUGGAGAAAAAACACAACCGUGUUGUACCCAGUGUCGCUUUCGUCCACAUCCCUGUCAACGCCAUGGCAGCUUUCCAAGCUCAGGGCGUGGACACACACCGUGAGCCCGGUAUCAAUGAUGAUAAUCCUCUGGCCCAACAAGGAUCUGCUUCCGGUCAAGGCGAUGUCAGUGGUGCUGUGUUCACCUACAACGGCCAAGACAUUCCAUUCAUGCAAGCUCUUUUGGACACCAAAGGACUCAAAGCAGUGUUCUCAGGCCAUGAUCAUGGCGACGACUGGUGCUUCAGAUGGGACUCCAAGCUCAAGGGCAUGAAUCUGACCGGUAACGGGCUGGAUCUUUGCUUCGACAGACGCAGCGGGUACGGCGGCUACGGAUCUUGGACAAGAGGAAGUAGACAGGUUGUGCUACGUAAAGGCAAAGACGAGGUGCAGACAUGGGUAAGAUUGGAGGACGGAAGCAUCAGUGGCAAAGUCACUCUCAACGGAACGUACGGACAGGACUCAUAUCCUUCUGUAAAAGCAUGA
Molecule: messenger RNA, 1176 nt
Organism: Aureobasidium pullulans EXF-150
Lineage: Eukaryota; Fungi; Ascomycota; Dothideomycetes; Dothideales; Saccotheciaceae
Product: Metallo-dependent phosphatase
Exons: 1
Coding region: 1-1176 (391 amino acids)
Cellular component (GO): cytoplasm
Molecular function (GO): hydrolase activity, acting on ester bonds
Source: RefSeq, a predicted model, not a curated record